Micropterus dolomieu (smallmouth bass) is the source of this 1298-nucleotide messenger RNA. RefSeq names its product transmembrane serine protease 3a (gene tmprss3a). The transcript has 9 exons. Gene Ontology annotation, biological process: proteolysis. The record is from RefSeq and is a predicted model, not a curated record. NCBI's taxonomy places the organism in Eukaryota, Metazoa, Chordata, Actinopteri, Centrarchiformes, Centrarchidae. The coding region runs from base 33 to 1139 and encodes 368 amino acids. Gene Ontology annotation, molecular function: protein binding; serine-type endopeptidase activity. Gene Ontology annotation, cellular component: membrane.
UUGGAGCCAAAUUAGGAAUAUGGUGGCUCACGAUGCAUCUCCAGCUUGUGAGAAAAGCAAAGACUAGAAAUUGGCCCCCACAUAGCAACUGGUCCUACUGCCACAUGGAAAAACAAACUCACCCAGGACCGUGUCCACAAGACAAAUUGUUGGUAUGUGCUAAGUGUCCUGCUGCCAGCACUGCUGCUCUCCCAACAGUAAGUGGACAAAAGGAACUUAAGACAGAGACAACAGAGCAACCAGAUCCCUCCAGGAUAGAGGUUGUCUCUGUAACGGAAGAAGACCUCCCCAGUUUUGAGACCCCCAACACACUGAACUUCAGCCCCCUGGGCAGUUUUGUUGCUGAACCCCAAUCAGAGAACGAUUCUGCCAAACCUGAAGAGCCCCAACCUCUGGCUGCAACCAGUCCGACCAUGCCAAUCACCAAGGUGCAGCCAUUUAUCCACGAGGAUGAGUGGGAGAAAAGCUGGAAGAAUCGACUGCUGGCCCACCGCUUCGAGCUGCUAAUCGCUUCAUGUCUCAUCACGGUGUUCACUCUCGCUCUCGGGAUUGGCCUCGGAGUGGGUCUGAGCUGUGUGGGGAAGUUUCAUUGUGGUUCAUCGUCUCAAUGCAUCAGCACCUCAGCUCAGUGUGACGGAGAGGUGCACUGUGAUAAUGGAGAGGACGAGCUUGGCUGUGUGCGACUGAGUGGGAGCAGCUCGAUCCUCCAGGUCCAGAGAGGUGGAGUGUGGAGGACAGUUUGCUCAGAGGGCUGGAACAACUGGCUGGGGGCCUCCGCCUGCAAACAGCUAGGAUACUCCAGGUAUGUGGAGUCCUUCUUCAUCUCUGUGACCUCCAUUGAGCAGGAGCUUCAGUACAACAUGGUGUCCAUCAACCUGAGCCAGUCACAGAUCAUCAAGCUCCAGAACAUCACAACCCUCAGUAAGACUCAUUGCAGCUCAGGGAAGGUGACCACGCUGAAAUGUCUGGAGUGCGGCGCCAGGCCUCGAUACAGCCCUCGUAUCGUCGGAGGUAACGUCUCCAAGUCGGGUCAGUUCCCCUGGCAGGUCAGUCUUCACUUCAAUAAUGAACACCUGUGCGGCGGCUCCAUCAUAACGUCACGCUGGAUCGUUACUGCAGCACACUGUGUGUAUGGGUGAGUCACACAUGCAAACUCAAAUCAUCUACACAUUUUGUAUAGUUGCUUAUUUAAGCUCCACAUGGUUAUAUUGUAAAGGGGAAAACAUGCGUUAAAAUCACAUUUGACAAGGGACAUAUGAUUGGGCACAGGGAAAGGACAUGUACCCCUCAGUUUUCAA